Molecule: messenger RNA, 1281 nt
Organism: Selaginella moellendorffii
Lineage: Eukaryota; Viridiplantae; Streptophyta; Lycopodiopsida; Selaginellales; Selaginellaceae
Exons: 9
Coding region: 10-1020 (336 amino acids)
Cellular component (GO): chloroplast
Molecular function (GO): protein binding
Source: RefSeq, a predicted model, not a curated record
UCUCUUUGGAUGGAAAGCGAGAGAGAGAGAGAGAGAGAUAUUUCCAACUAUAGCCAAAUCGACGGUGGGAUGGACGAAAGAAGAGAGGAUCGGACGGUCCGGGAGCCAUUGGUUCCCUCCAUAGAAUUUUUGGAGCUUGGGGCUAUGGCGGCAUUUUCGUGCUGGGCGAAUUUGCCCCUGGCAGCGCGAAUUCUUCCAGCGUCGUCCCCGCCGCUAGCUCCUGGCGCGUGCCGGGCAGUGGUGCCGGGCGUGAGAUUGCGGGGUUCGCAAUUCCAGAGGCGAUCCUUUGAUCCCGGCCACGCAGCGGUGAUUCUCGCGGUUGUCGAGGAAGAACACAGGCCUGUGUGGGUGAAGCUCGCGGCUGCGGCCAGCGCCGCCGCGGUCGCGGUGAUUCUAUCGACGGGAUUUGCCCUGGGAGACAAGAUUGGCUACUACACCAGGUAUGCCGCCGAGUACAAGAGGCGGGGGAUGGAGCUCUUUGUGGAGGGGGAUUUGAAUGGCUCGCUCGAGUUCUUCGAUAAGUGUUUGGAAGUUCUCCCCGAUGACUUGCCUUAUCUUUGGCAAAGAGGCCUCACGCUGUUCUAUCUCAACAAGUUUGAGGAGGCGGCCUCUCAAUUUCGCGAGAACAUCAAAGCUCGACCAGAUGAUACGGAAGAGCUUGUGUGGUGCUUUCUCUGCGAUGCUCACAUCGAUGGAUUGGAGGAGGCUCGCAAGAGACUACCACCCAUUGGCGACGAUGACAGGCCUUUCAUGAACAAGAUUUAUGAGCUCUACAAAAACGGAGGAGAUCCACAACAGAUGCUCUCAGAUUUGGGUGUUGACGAUGGCCAGGAGUAUUUCUACAUGGCACUGUACGCAGCACUCUACUAUGACGCUCAGAAAAACUUGGAAGCUGCCAAAGCAACCAUGGAAGCAGCUUGCCGGAGCUCUUAUGGAUCCAAGGCCAAGGACUACGUGGCCUACAUUACCAAAAUCCAUAGCAAAACACGAAACUGGGAGCUCGUUCCAGCCACUUCGUGAACAGGAAGAGCAAGAGCCUUGGUUCUGCCACCAUUCCGGCUCUAUCUUAUAAGAUACAGGAGAAAGAUUUUCUCGCGAAGCUGUAGUUCGCACGACGCAACCAUAGCGCUGUGCUUGCCGAUCACGGUGGCUACUCGUCCAAGACACUGGCUGCGACCAUAUCAAACACCAUGGUACUUUGCUGAUCAUGGUCUUCAUAUGUGUUAUAAAGUAAAAACCUGGACGAAAGAUCAAAAAUAAAAAGUUUGUACCUUCAAAUCU